AUGGGUUACCUGAAGCUGCUGGUGGUAAAGGACUUCAAGUCGUGGAGGGGGCAGCAGGUUAUCGGACCCUUCAUGAGGUUCAACUGCAUCAUCGGGCCCAAUGGUUCAGGAAAAUCUAACAUAAUGGAUGCUGUUAGCUUUGUGAUGUGUGAAAAAACAUCAAAUUUGCGAGUUAAAAGUGUUCGAGAACUUAUUCAUGGAGCACAUGUUGGGCAGCCUGUUUCUUCCACAGCUAGUGUGAAGAUAGUAUAUUGUGAGGAAGAUGGGGAAGAAAAAACAUUUUCAAGAGUUAUCCAUGGUAGUUGUUCUGAGUUUCUUUUCAAUGACAAGCUUGUCAGCCGAUCUGCAUACAUAUCUGAGCUUGAGAAAAUAGGCGUUCUUGUCAAGGCCAGGAAUUGCCUUAUUUUUCAGGGAACAGUAGAGUCGAUUGCAAUGAAGAAGCCGAAGGAGAGAACUCAACUUUUUGAACAAAUCAGUAAUUCAUGGGAAUAUGCUGAAGACUAUGAAAAAAAGAAGAAGAAAAUGCAGCAAGCAGAAGAGGAUGCACAGUUUAAUUAUAACAGGAAAAAAAGUGUGGCAGUAGAACGCAAACAAGCAAGGAUAGAAAAAGAGGAGGCAGAGCAUUACCAGAUGUUACUCAAGGAACUGGAUGAAGAAAGGAUACAGCUGCAGCUUUUUCAGCUUUAUCACAAUGAAAAACAAAUUAACUUUCUGAAAAACAAUUUGGAUGAAAAGAAUAUGGAGGCUCAUAUCAAGAAAGAGGCUCUUUCUACAGCAGAAGAUUCUUUUAAAGUCAAGAAGAAAAUGUUUGGGAUGCUAAACAGGGACCAACAGCAUAUGGAAAAAGAAAUUAAGACUCUGGAGGCGUCACUGAUUCAGCAGAGACCCCUCUAUAUAAAAGCGAAGGAAAACACAUCCUACCAAAUCAAGAAAGUAGAAAUGUCUAAAAAAUCUCUAAGGGACAAGGAGAAAGCCUGUGAUAAGGAAAAGCAGAACAUAAAAGAACUAGAGAUGGAAUUGAAUGAUAUUGAGAAGGCAUGGAGAGCGUUUGAGGAGAAAAUUGGAGAAGAGAGAAUACAGAGAGCAGCAGAUAUUGAGCUGGGAGAAAGUCAGUUAGAGCGGUACAGAGAGCUAAAGGAAAUGGCAAGAAAGAAAGUAGCUAUAAUAGCCCAGCAGCUAGAAAAACUUCGUUGGGAGGAUAAAGGAGAUCAAGAAAGGCUGAAACUUAAUCGCAGGAAGAAAAAUGAAAUUGAGGAAACCAUUAAACAGACUGUGGAGCAGGUAGAAGAGCAUGAAAAACGCAUAGAGAAGUUGGAAGAAUAUGCUAAAGUAUGCAUUGGAUCACUAACAGAAAAAAAACAGCAGGAGGAAGUGCUGGCUAAGGAAAUUGAGAAUGCAACAAUACGAACAGCUGAAGUGAAUGAAGACUUGAGCAAAAUAGUUAGUGAACUGCAGAAUGCCAAAAUUGAUUACCAUGAAGGAAGGCGUGAGCAGAUGAGAGCAGAGAUCCUGGAAAGUCUAAAAAGGCUCUACCCGGAUUCUGUGUUCGGAAGAUUGCUUGACCUGUGUCAUCCUAUUCAUAAAAAAUACCAGCUUGCUGUUACCAAGGUGUUCAGCAAAUACAUGACUGCUAUUGUUGUUGCCACUGAAAAAGUAGCAAGAGAUUGCAUUCGGUUCCUAAAACAAGAACGAGCUGAACCUGAAACUUUUCUUGCUUUGGAUUACCUUGAUGUAAAACCAAUUAACGAGAAGUUAAGGGAGAUAAAAGAGGCUAAAAUGUUGGUGGAUGUUGUACAAACACAGUUUGCUCCACUGAAAAAAGUGAUUCAGUUUGUGAGUGGAAAUGCCUUGAUCUGUGAAACAGUUAAGGAAGCAAAACACGUUGCAUUUGAUGGACCAGUGAGGUUGAAAACGGUGUCUCUUGAUGGAACUUUAUUUUUGAAAUCUGGAGUGAUUUCUGGAGGAUCAAGUGAUUUAAGAUUUAAAGCUAGAUGUUGGGAUGAGAAAGAAAUGAAUAAAAUGAAAGAAAGAAGAGAUAGCUUGAUUAAUGAGUUAAAGGACUUAAUGAGGAUCAGACGGAAGGAGGCUGACUUGAAGCAGUUGCGUGCUCAAUGCCAAGGAACUCAGACACGACUUAAAUAUUCCCAGAGUGAAUUAGACCUUAUUAAAAAGAAACAUCUUGCUAAUCUCUUCAUGGAAAAAUCAAAACUGGAAAGUGAACUGGUAAAUAUUGAGGCUCAGCAUGAUAUGCUGAAUGAAGGAAUAGUGCAAAGAAAAGAAAAAAUAGAAGAGUUUCAGAAAAAAAUUAACAAGGUUGAAGAUAUUGUUUUCCGGGAAUUCUGUGAAGAAAUUGGUAUAGAAAAUAUUCGUGUGUAUGAACAAGAACACGUGAGACAACAAGAGGAGAUUGAUAAGAGAAGACUGGAGUUUGAAAGUCAGAGGACACGGCUGAACGUUCAGCUGGAGUAUAAUCGUGAUCAUCUACAAAAAUUAACAAACUCAGUCAGCAAGUUGAGGGAGACAAUUCAUAAAGAUGAAGCUGAGAUUAUCAAGCUAAAGAAGGAUGAGGAAAAGCUUCUUAAAAAAGUAAAUGAACUUUUGGAGGAGCAGCAACACCUUAAGGAUAGACUAAGUGCUCAUAAAGCUGAGCUUGCAAAAAGCCAAAAUGAAGUUGAAGAGUGCAGAAAGGUGAUAUUAACUCUUAAUAGAGAAGCCACAAAGUUGCAGAGGGAAGCUACAGCUCUAGAAACCUCGCUGGAAGAGAUGAGAUUAAGGGGACAUAAUCUGCUGCUUGAAUGCAAGGUGCAGGACUUGAAAAUUAAGUUACUGUCUGGAUCACUGGACGACAUCAGUGAAGUAGAGCUAGGAACUGUAGAAGACACCCAGACUCUAUCAGGGAUCUAUGAAAGGGAAGAGAGAAUUCAGAUAGACUACAGCCCCCUAGAAGUCGACCUAAAGGAACUAGAAUCUGAUAAAGACAUAGAGGAUCAAGUAAAGCAAAUGCAGCAAGAAAUCAAAACUAAAGAGGUCACAUUAAUGAAGACAGCUGCUCCAAACCUGAGAGCAGAAGAGAAGUUACUGAUAGCUCGGGACAAGUUCCAGGAAUCCAUAGAUGCUUUUGAGGCCAGCAAAAAGGAGGCCAGAAUAUGCAAGCAGGAGUUUGAAGAGGUGAAAAGAAGGAGAUACGAGCUGUUUAGCCGGUGCUUUGAGCAUGCCUCCAUAGCCAUUGACAGGAUCUACAAGAAGCUUUGCAGGAACAGUAGUGCUCAGGCCUUCCUUAGUCCAGAAAAUCCUGAGGAGCCCUAUCUGGAAGGCAUUGGCUUUCACUGCGUGGCUCCGGGCAAGCGCUUUAUGCCCAUGGACAGCUUGUCAGGAGGGGAAAAAACAGUGGCAGCCCUGGCUCUUGUGUUUGCUGUACACAGCUUUCGUCCAGCUCCUUUUUUUGUUUUGGAUGAGAUAGAUGCUGCACUGGAUAACACAAACAUUGGUAAAGUCUCAAGUUUCAUUAGAGAACAGGCACAUGAACAGUUCCAAAUGAUAGUCAUUUCCCUGAAGGAAGAGUUUUAUUACAAGGCAGAUGCAUUGAUUGGAGUGUGUCCUGAGUACAAUGACAUUAUGUUCAGCCAAGUCCUGACCCUGGAUCUUACCGAGUACCCAGAGGAGGAAGAGCAGGACACGACAGAGAAGCCCAGCCAUGGUUCUCUCUUCGACUAG
Molecule: messenger RNA, 3714 nt
Organism: Pyrgilauda ruficollis (rufous-necked snowfinch)
Lineage: Eukaryota; Metazoa; Chordata; Aves; Passeriformes; Passeridae
Gene: SMC1B
Product: structural maintenance of chromosomes 1B
Exons: 25
Coding region: 1-3714 (1237 amino acids)
Biological process (GO): sister chromatid cohesion
Cellular component (GO): nucleus; cohesin complex; chromosome
Molecular function (GO): DNA binding; protein binding; ATP binding
Source: RefSeq, a predicted model, not a curated record